AUGAUUCAUGCUGCCGACAUUGGAAUUGGAAUAUCUGGACAGGAAGGCCUGCAGGCUGUCAUGUCCAGUGACUUUGCCAUCUCCCGCUUCAGACACCUCAAGAAGCUGCUGCUUGUGCACGGCCACUGGUGUUACUCACGCCUAGCCAGGAUGGUGGUGUACUACUUCUACAAGAAUGUGUGUUAUGUCAACCUGCUCUUCUGGUACCAGUUUUUCUGUGGUUUCUCUGGCUCCACCAUGAUCGAUUAUUGGCAGAUGAUAUUCUUUAAUCUCUUCUUCACCUCCUUGCCUCCUCUCAUCUUUGGAGUCCUCGAUAAAGACAUCUCUGCAGAAACACUCCUGGCAUUGCCAGAGCUGUACAAGAGUGGCCAAAACUCUGAGUGCUAUAACUCUAUGACUUUCUGGAUUUGCAUAGUGGAUGCAUUCUAUCAGAGCCUUGUCUGUUUCUUCAUUCCUUACCUGACCUACAAAGACUCUGAUAUUGAUGUCUUUACCUUUGGGACACCCAUCAACACCAUCUCCCUUGCCACAAUUCUCUUGCACCAGGCAAUGGAAAUGAAGACCUGGACCAUUAUCCACGGACUUGUUCUGGCAGGCAGCUUCCUGAUGUACUUUGUGGUGUCCCUUGUUUACAAUGCCAUCUGCAUCAACUGCAACAGUCCCACCAAUCCCUAUUGGGUGAUGGAAGGCCAGCUCUCAGACCCCACUUUCUACCUCAUCUGCUUCGUCACACCAGUCACAGCUCUUCUGCCAAGGUACUUUUUCCUAUCUCUACAAGGGACUUAUGGGAAGUCUCUGAUCUUAAAAGCUCAGAAAAUCGACAAACUCCCCAUGGACAAAAGAGAUCUAGAAAUCCAGAGUUGGAGAAACAGACAGAGGCCUGCCCCCAUUCCUGAAGAGGCUCAGCAUACCCACCAUCCAGUGCCACCUGUCCCAGAACAGGACUUCAGAGCCAACAGCCCAAAGAGCUCUAGCCCUUCCAAGUACAAGUGAAAGAAGGACUGGGUGCUGCAUGGAGAGAAAUGCAGUAGAGACCAUCUGAGGGAUGACCCAUGCCCAGAGGACUCCUCAGCUAAACUCUAAUCCAGGGAAUACCUUCUUCUGGGUCUAGUAGGACAAUGGCUUCUGGAACCUACUCAAGUGGACAGAUUGCUGAGUACUGGCCCUCAAGCAGGAGCAGUCAUCGCUGAUCCCAGAGUUCACUGACCAUAUGAAUAGCCUGCAGAAAUCUGUAUAAACUCAAAGGAAACCACCCAAUCAAUGGUCUAAUUCACCCAUGACUCUUCCUUUUCAUGGAGGAAAGGAUGUGUCAUUCUUGUUCUUUUCUCCUGACCAGGUUUGACUUCCUUGAAGAAAGUGCUGGCCCCAAGGGCUUUGACAUAAAAAGACUGGAAACCAGUCACCCUCUACCUUUCUCCUGCUGCCAGGUAGCAGAUCAUGCAAACAGAAUUUUUACAAGGAAGCUAUGUUUCUCAUGCAUUGAGUUUUAAUUUUUUUUAGCCCAGAGACAUUCUUGUGGCCCUUUAGAUAAGUAUAGCCAGUGGCCAAUGCAACUAGACCAUACUUUGCCAAUAUUCUAAGAGAUAUAUCUACCCAGGCAAUUUCUCAAGGUAUGGAAGUUUCUGGGCUUGUCAAGCCCAGACACAUCACCUUGUUGUGCCAAGAAUUAAAGUUUCAAAAGAAACCCAUACACACAGGUACUUUAUCUUGAGUAUAUGAAUUCUUGAGUAUAUGAAUUCUUUCAUUCAUCAAGAAUUGGGUUAUUUUUGUCUCUAACCCAAAGAAAACCAUAUCUAAAGAUUAAAACUAGAUUUUAACUCAGUGUCACAGAGACUUUUGAGAAUUAUAGGUCCACAGCUAGUGUAAGAGGCAGAAGGAACAUGCUAAAGCAAAUGGGUGCACUGGAAACCCCAAGCUUUAGCUAAUAGACCAUAUGUCCACAAUCUGUACCAAGAGGAUAGGAGCAGUAUUCUUUUUUAAAGCUAUUUAUUCAUUUUUAAAAUACAAGUACACAUCCUCAUUCAGCUCUAAGAUUGGUAGACUUUAAUACAUCUGCACCCGGAAUAGUAUGUAUGACAGCAACACUGAGCCCAAACAAUUACACCUUAAAGACCUGGAAGACACCGACCCAUGCUUCAGUUAUUUUAGGGAGAAUCAGAGUAAGUCUCACUGUAGAGGUAAAAGGAUUACACAACUUCUUAUCCAUAGAGUUAUAAGUGCCAAAAUGUAAAAGAACUCAAAAAAGUAUUGAAAUUUUAAAAAUAGCUGAUAGAAUUCUAAGAGGCUAUCAAGAGAAUUAAGGUAUACUAUGGGCAAGUAUAGCCUGUCCGUAGUUGUUAAGAUAAGCCAGAGAAGGCUACUGAACCCUCUCCUCUUUAGGAUAGUACCUAUAUAUUCAGCAAAAUCCCUGUAUAUUAGGGAUGGAUGCAAUGUUGUGAUAAGUCUUUGAGCCUAAGAGUCAUAGCACCCCGCACACACAAGUUGACUUAACACUUGAGUAACUUUUCAGCAAAGAUGAACAAAAAGAUCUCAACAAUCAAGUUGGCAAAUGGCAAACUGAGCUCAUCCACUGACCAUUCUGCUAACAAACCUAACUGAUGGGACCAUUUGAAGCAUUAUCCUGGAGUCAGUAUGCUGUAUCUGUUUUACUGACUGUGCCACAUGAUGUUACUAAUAAUGGCCAACAGGAGAAUCCUACAUGGAGAUUGUUAGAGAGGCAAAGCAGUAAUGAUAUGAAUUGCUCCAAAUGAGAAGAUUGAGCCAAAACUUGGAUCUCAAGGUCCUCCCUUUCCCCCAUUUGAUUCCUGCCCACUCCUGCAAGCCAUAUUGAGACAGGUGGGAUGUUUCAGAGAGGAAGAGAAUAGUGGAAAGAACACUGGCUUCAGUAAAUCUGGAUUGAGUCAUUGCUACUGUACUCUCUAGGAGCCAGGAGCCUUGAAACAAGAUGCCACACCUGCAAAUUAGGUUAGAACUGCCCUACCUCCUGGACUUGGCCUAAGGAUCAAGUCAAAAUUACAUAAGGGACGUGAAAACCCUUUGAAAGUUGUAACAUCCUCAACAAUAACACAGGAAUUUUUAUUUCAGAGCUAAGAGGAAACAAGGUAAUAGGAAAGUCAUGCAGAUGUCAGACCACUGUACCUAAAUGCCAAGCCAUACCCAACAUUGUGAUGUCGCACUCUUUCUUGCAUGACCAACCAUCCCAGUUUGCCUGGGGUUUUCCAAGUUUUAUACUGAAAAUUUCCUCAGUCCUGGGCCACCUGAGAUAGCUUAUUACCUACUCUUGCCCCCCUUUGAAACCAAAGCAACUGUGACCACCCAACAUGCCAUUUAGGGGAAAAGGUUAUAAUUUUUCCUAUAACAUUAUGCUAAUGACUGUACUUAGUAAUUUUUAUACUUUUACU
Lynx canadensis (Canada lynx) is the source of this 3401-nucleotide messenger RNA. RefSeq names its product probable phospholipid-transporting ATPase VB. The record is from RefSeq and is a predicted model, not a curated record. Gene Ontology annotation, biological process: phospholipid translocation. Gene Ontology annotation, cellular component: plasma membrane. NCBI's taxonomy places the organism in Eukaryota, Metazoa, Chordata, Mammalia, Carnivora, Felidae. Bases 1 to 993 code for a protein of 330 amino acids. Gene Ontology annotation, molecular function: ATPase-coupled intramembrane lipid carrier activity. The transcript has 7 exons.